GCACAGGUCUUCAGUUCGCCUCUCUCUUCCUCUGGCUCUCAGGGCCCUGCUUAACUCUUACAUUUUCCCUUGGCCAAGCUCUCUCACCAUGAAUAGACAAGUCAGCAAGAUAUCUGGUGGUGGGAGCCAGGGCUUCUCUGGCCGCUCCGCCGUGGUCUCCGGCAGCAGCAGGCUGAGCUGUGUGGCCCGCACGGCGGGAGCCGGAGGAGGGGCCUUUGGGUUCCGGAGCGGAGUGGGUGGCUUUGGCAGUCGCAGCCUCUACAACCUGGGUGGCAGCAAGAGCAUCUCCAUCAGUGUGGCUGGUGGAUCCCGGGCUGGUGGCUUUGGGGGAGGGCGCAGCAGCUGUGUCAGUGGCUUUGGAGGUGGCUACGGAGGUGGAUUUGGUGGUGGCUUUGGUGGUGGCAGAGGACUGGGAGGUGGCUUUGGAGGGGCUGGUGGCUUUGGAGGAGUAGGUGGCUUUGGAGGGGCUGGUGGCUUUGGAGGAGCAGGUGGAUUUGGUGGGCCUGGUGGUUUUGGUGGGCCUGGUGGCUUUGGCCCUGGUGGCUUCCCUGGGGGAAUCCAGGAAGUGACUGUCAACCAGAGCCUCCUGCAGCCCCUCAAUGUGGAGAUCGACCCCCAGAUUGGGCAAGUAAAGGCCCAGGAGCGGGAGCAGAUCAAGACCCUCAACAACAAGUUCGCCUCCUUCAUCGACAAGGUGCGGUUCCUGGAGCAACAGAACAAGGUCCUGGAAACCAAAUGGAGCCUGCUCCAGCAGCAGGGCACCAAUUCCGUCACAGGCACCAACAACCUUGACCCCAUUUUUGAGAACUAUAUCAACUCCCAGCGGAACUACCUGGACAGCAUCCUGGCAGAGAGAGGCCGCCUGGACUCAGAGCUGAGGAACAUGCAGGACCUGGUGGAGGACUUCAAGAAGAAAUAUGAGGAUGAAAUCAACAAGCGUACGGCUGCUGAGAAUGAUUUUGUGACCCUGAAGAAGGACGUGGAUGCUGCCUACAUGAACAAGGUGGAGCUUCAGGCCAAGGUGGAUGCCUUAAUGGACGAGAUCAAUUUCUUGACGACCCUCUAUGAUAUGGAACUGUCCCAGAUGCAGAGCCAUGUCAGUGACACGUCCGUUGUCCUGUCCAUGGACAACAACCGCUCCCUAGACCUGGACAGCAUCAUCGCCGAGGUCAAGGCCCAGUAUGAGGAGAUCGCCAACCGCAGCCGGGCUGAGGCCGAGGCCUGGUACCAGACCAAGUUGGGUGAGCUGCAGACCACAGCUGGCAGGCACGGGGAUGAUCUGAAGAACACCAAGAGUGAGAUCUCGGAGCUCAACAGGCUGAUCCAGCGGCUGCGGGCAGAGAUUGAGAACAUCAAGAAGCAGAAUGCUAAACUGCAGUCCGCCAUUGCCGAAGCUGAGCAGCGUGGGGAGCUGGCCCUCAAGGAUGCCAAUGCCAAACUCCAAGAGCUUCAGGCUGCCCUACAGCAGGCCAAGGAUGACCUGGCCCGGCUGCUGCGUGACUACCAGGAGCUGAUGAAUGUCAAGCUGGCCCUGGACGUGGAGAUCGCCACCUACCGCAAGCUGCUGGAGGGCGAGGAGUGCAGGUGA
This is a messenger RNA of Vicugna pacos (alpaca), 1588 nucleotides long. The record is from RefSeq and is a predicted model, not a curated record. Lineage: Eukaryota; Metazoa; Chordata; Mammalia; Artiodactyla; Camelidae.